Caenorhabditis angaria is the source of this 4850-nucleotide messenger RNA. The record is from the annotation of a GenBank genome assembly. Lineage: Eukaryota; Metazoa; Nematoda; Chromadorea; Rhabditida; Rhabditidae.
AUGACGUCACAAGUUGUAUUCACACAACUUGGAUCAUCACAGAUCAAACCAGGCGGAAAAACGGAUAAGUUUAUUGAUGUGCUCAUUAAAAUGAAUGAGAAGGUUAAUUUUUUAAAAGAUUUUUUAUAGUGAUCAUUUUCUGAAAAAAUUUUGAUCAGAAUAAUAUACAACAAAUUUUUGAAGCCAAAAUUUGGCAAGUUUUCGAAUUUUGAAUUUCCGAAACAUGUUUAGUGAUAAUUUGGAAAAUAAAGUGUACUUUCACGUUGAAAUUUGAAAAUAAUUUUUGCCACAAAAUGCUUUUUAUUCCGAUUUUGAAACGUGACCUUAACAAAUCCAACAAAAAUGGAUUCAAAAAUGUUUUAUUUCCGCCUAAAAAUCAAUUCGAUUUCAGACGAAGUCAUUGGAUUCAUUAUCGGAAACUGCCAAAAAAUCAUUGAUUUUCAAUUUGAGUGUUCUGAAAGAUGAAACGAAAUGGGUAAGUUGGAACCGAUUUAGGGAUGAUCGGUUUUUCAAAAGGUUCGGGAUUGGAAGUCACUUUUCCAAGAUAGGAAUUCCCAAGUUCAAAUACAUCCCUGAAGUUCCGAUGCUUAAUCACCAUUGAAUCUGUACAUUUUCAGAAAAAAAUGUCCGAUUUAUUUUUGGAACAAGUUGAUUGUGAUAGAGCGAGCAGAUUAUCUGCUUUUGCACAUGCUUGGUUCAAUAUGAUUUAUGCAUUACCAGAACACGAAGAUGUUGAAAUUUUGGCUGUCAAUAUGCUCAUUUUUCUCAUUGAUGUUAUGAUGAAAAAAGAUGUGGCUAUUCCAAAGUUUUUUCUAAUGUAUAAUGAUUUCGAGAGUCAGGUUUGUCCAAAUUUUAAAUGAAAACAUUGUGUUGAAAUAGUGCUUUCAGCUGAGUAAAUUGAGAGUGGAGAACGUGAAAGCAAUUGUUUCGCAUAUCACUGAAAUUAUUAAAAGAAUCGGAGAAAAUGAGGAAAAUGAAGGUACGGAAAAUUUGAAAAUUGCAAGAUUCAAUCAAAGAUGGAAAGAUUUUGUUGCGUUGGUUAUAAGAAGAGUUGCAGAUUUCGAAUUGGUGAGUUUUUUCCAGAAGAAAAAGUAUUUUUGAUAACAAAAAUAUCUCGGGGUCAAAGUUGCUGGCAUUUGAAAGCUUUCUAACUCUUCAACACAUUUCUAGAUCUUUCAAAAUCAAAAAUUUUCCAUAGUACCAAACAUUUUGCAGUUUGAGUUCAAUGAUCAAGAAAUUGAUGGAAAAGAAGCGGCUCGUGAGAUUCUUUUUAUGUGGAUAAGACUUACUCAAAAUCAAGAUGCAUUUGAACUACUUGUUGAUAUUUCCAGGUAUUUUUCUUUCUUUUUUUGUUGAAAAUUCUUAACUUUAAAAAAUAAUUCAGUUCCAAUUCGUUUCUUGUUCCAAUCAAUGAAAGGUUUUGUGAUGAAGUGAUUGCUGAAGAAAUCUCAAUUGAUUUGGAGAAAGAUGAAACAAUUGAAGAAGAAAAGAAAAGAAGAAUUGAAAUGACGUGGAAAGCUAUUAUUUUGACAAAAGUAAUCGAUAAAGAUAGACAUACAAAUUUAUGGAAUGCAAUUAUAACAGCUUGGAAAAUACCGGAUGAUAUUACAGAAAUUGAAGAAAAUACACAGGUUUUUGUGAAGUGUUUGUAUAUUGGAAAGAAAGUUUUGAGCACUUCUGUUGAUGUUGCCAAAAAGUUUUUGGGUUUAAUAAGAACCGAGAAAUAUCGAUUACUUGAAUCACAAAUUGCAUUUGCUUUGGCAAUUAUUCAAUGUGGAUUUGAUAGAAAUGAUGUGAGUAUUUAUAGCAUUUAAAUAAAAAUCGUUUAUGUUUCAGAGUUUGGCUGAUAUGAAGAAAACCCUUCAAAAAUUGUUCAGAGCUGGAGAACUUGCAGAAGAAUGUGUUUGGAUGUCUGAAAAUGUGUGUGGAAAAUUACUUUGGAAAGUUGAUUCGCAGUUGAAAGGAUUAGUGAAAUUAAUGGAGAAAAAUGAGGAAUUGAGAGCGAUUUUAACAGAGCCACUUUUUGUUUUGAUGAUUUCAUUAUUGGAAACUCCGGCUUAUCAAAAACAAGUUGUAAUUGUUGAUGGAAAAGUUGCGGAUGGAUGUUCGCUGUGGAUUUUGGCGAAACAUAUUUUGAGUGAAAUUUGUGUGUCACAAGCAAGUAUGUCGAAUAUGUUGUCACAUUUAUUUCAAACUAUUGGAUCUGCUUCGAGUAAUAAUUCAGCUUUGAUUUUGAUUGGUAGGGGAUUAUGGAUUCGAGAAAGCAUUUAUGAUAGUUUUUGUAGAUGUUCUUCGAGUUGUUGUCAAAAAAUGGUCUGUGGAAAUUUUGAACAAUUCAAAACUCAUCGAUGGUUUAUUUGAUUAUGUUUGUCGAAUGAGAAGGUAUUCAAAAAUAUAAAAUCCCAAAAUCAUAUUCUUCAUUUAUUUCAGAGAUAUUGCUGUUUCACUCAUUCGAUGCCUUCUUCCAAUAAUAAAUAGUCGAAGACAAUUACGUGAAUCACUCUUCAAAAGUUUGAAAAAGGAUUUAUUGAACGAUUCGACAGUUUGUUCUGCAGUUCCAAUUCUUUUGAUGCUUUUAAGAAGUGUUAGCAAGAAAAAAGGCGGAGGAGGUGGACAAUUUGAUCAUUCAAUGUCACAAUCUUUUGGAAGUUUUAGCACACAGGUUAGUUGGUCAUCUGAAGAAUUUGAAAAUUCAAGAAACUUUUUUAGUCACUGAAUGCGAUGGGAUGUAAGAAGAAUAUUGAUGCAAAUGUUGGAUUGGAAUUGAUUGGAAUUGUUAGGAAAUGUUUACAACAACCUGUAACUACCAAGUUUGUUUUUUUUUUGAGAAAAAAAUGGGAGGAAAAAUCUUGUAAUUCUGAAAUUUCUACCAUACCUCUCUCAAUUUCAGAAUUGAAUUGUAUAAUGGAAUUUGUGAACUGGCAACUCAAUCAUCUACAAUGGUUUCACAAUUUCUCGAUAUGCUUCUUUCACAUGCCUCAAAUUUACCAGAAUGGAAUAUGACUGAAAUGAUUACAGCAAAUAAAAGUGUUGUUCAAUUAAAUGAACCACUUCCACAUUUUAUUCAGACAAUCGAAUGUUUGAUGGGAGAAUUGUCAUUUGCUGAUCCGGAUUUUCAACAAGAAGGAACUGAGGAAAUUCUGAAUAAAUCGAAAGAAUUUAUUGAUUCAUGGAUUCUUUUGGCAACUAGAAAAGAUAUCGAUGAUUUGGGAUUGGAUCGAAAUAGUGAUUGGAAUACGAAUAAUAUUUCGGGAAAAACACAUUUCUUAUUUGCUCAAAUGAUGUUAAGUGUUUAUGAUGUUUUGAUUGAACAUUUAUGGAGAAGAAUUGAUGGAAAUGAUGAAAAAUCAGAUUGUGAUCGAUUGGUUGCAUUGAUGAAUCGAAGAAAGGAAUUGGAUAAUGUAAGUGUCAAAAAAAACUACAAAAAAAUUCAGAAGCUUCGAAAAUUAUAUUUGGGUUUAAAAUUGUUUUAAUUUUAGUUCUGAAAAAAGACACGUGGAAAUCUGAAAAGUUUUGGAUUUUUGGAAAAUUCGCAGAAAAUCAACCCUGAACCAUUUCAGAUUUAUAGAGAACGAUUGUUGAAUCGGAAGGAAACGAAAACUUCGGAUGGUGAAAAACAGGUAUUUCCUUUCUUAUUAUUCUUUCAAAUUUCCACAUUUUUAUCCAGACUCCUCUUGAUACUUCGCAAACUGAUAUUCUUACAAGCGCAAAAACUCUGGCAUCAGUUAUGACUAAAUUAUUGACUGCAAAUUCGAAUGCUGAUGCUGGAAAUAAUACGACAAUAAAUGUUCGACCGGAAAUUUUGGCAAAUGUUCAAAUGGAAUUAUUGUAUUGGACAGUUCAAAGAGCGAAAGGAUUAUCGAAUACAAUUGUGAAAGAAUAUCGACCAUUGCAUUCGAUUGUUUCGGGAACUAAUAGUUUGAUAUCACUUUCGAAGUUGGUUUUUUUGCUGAAAGGGGAUUCGGGGUGUUAAUGAUUUUUCCCAAGAAAUUUCAAAUUACCGUUAAAGUUCGGGAGAGCUAUUUCAAAGUCUUGAGAAAAUAUUUCGUAUUUAAUAAAAUGAGUGAAAUUUCCUAAAACAUUCAGAACUAGAAAGUACAAUUCAAAAAAUUAUUCUAAGCUCAGAUUGAAUCUCAUCCCUUCUUUCAGAAGUCUUCUCGAAUUCUAUGUUGGAAAUGAGAUUCCAGAUUGGAUGAAUGAAAUCGAAACCGGAAGUGUUGUCAAAACUUUGGCCAUUGAAAGUUAUGCAAAUAUAAUACAAUUUUUGACGAUCAAAUAUAAAAGCACACCGGCAAAAAUUGCGAUGACAUGUGAGUUUCUGAAGGGGAAAAGUAGGGCGAAUUUUGAAUCGCAUUUUAAAUAUUGUAUUUAUCCCUACAUAUUUUCUCGAAUUUUUUCCAAUAUUCUAAAUUUCUCCCCAGUAAAGUAAUGUUUUAAUAAUGUAUCAACUGUUUUUAAUUAUUUUAAUUACCACCUAUUCCCCCCUCUAACCAGAAAAAACAUAUUCAAUCAUUUUUUUCACUCAUACUUCUCAUAAAUAUACGAUGUUUUGUCUAGGGUUCGAAGAAAUUGAAGGAGAAGAUGAAGAGGCGCGAAAAAAACGACAAGAACCAAAUAUAUUAAUACUUCGACACGCUCAUUCACUAUCUUGCGGCCUUUUUCGACAUGUUUUACGAAAUGAAAAUGACGAUAUUUCGGCGGAGAAAAAAGCGAAUCCGAUGCACGAAGCACAAGGAAAAGCAAUUCUGAAAGCAACAACAAAUGUAUUAAUGAUGACGAAAAAUGUGAAAGUUUGGACGAAUUUGUUCAAAAGAGCGGUUAAGAUUUUGGAAAAACAUAAUUUUGGUUAG